Parathielavia appendiculata is the source of this 258-nucleotide messenger RNA. RefSeq lists its product as uncharacterized. Lineage: Eukaryota; Fungi; Ascomycota; Sordariomycetes; Sordariales; Chaetomiaceae. The transcript has a single exon. The record is from RefSeq and is a predicted model, not a curated record. The annotation marks the transcript as partial.
CCGCGGUUGAUGGCGGAUAAGAGCGAGUUUGCGCGGGCCAUGGCCCGGAUCAUGUUGGGCAGGCGGCUAUUUGUUAAGAAGAGGGGGUAUAUCGGGGCCGGGCCGCUGUCGGCUCGGGUGGGGGAUGCGGUGUGUGUUCUUGCCGGCGGACAUGUUCCGUUGGUGUUGCGAGAGGAGCAUGGCGGUAAUGCAGAUGGCUGUGUGACUUUGAUCGGAAAUUGCUAUGUCCAUGGAGUGAUGCUGGGAGAGGCUGUUGAA